Molecule: messenger RNA, 297 nt
Organism: Paracoccidioides brasiliensis Pb18
Exons: 2
Coding region: 1-297 (98 amino acids)
Cellular component (GO): oligosaccharyltransferase complex
Source: RefSeq, a predicted model, not a curated record
AUGAUCUCCAACGACCAACUCUACCAGUUCGCCAUCUUCCUCGGUUCCAGUGCCAUGCUCCUCAUCAUCCUCUACCACUUUCUCGAAAUCAAUGCCAAAGACUCCCCCAACACUACCUCUGCCUCCGAAGAGCCUUUGGUUAAAGUCACACAAGGCGCGACCCCGGUUGAAAGUUCUGCCACUGCAGCUGGUGGAGGAGCUGCUAGAGGACAGGAGGAGUGGAGGAGUGGAAUGGGCUGCGAUUGGAUUAGACCCGAUGAAGACGAGAACGGAACCACCUUUGCUACCUGUCCGUGA